Messenger RNA from Komagataella phaffii GS115, 843 nucleotides. RefSeq names its product RING finger protein that interacts with the arginine methyltransferase Hmt1p. The transcript has a single exon. Bases 1 to 843 code for a protein of 280 amino acids. Lineage: Eukaryota; Fungi; Ascomycota; Pichiomycetes; Pichiales; Pichiaceae. The record is from RefSeq and is a predicted model, not a curated record. Gene Ontology annotation, molecular function: zinc ion binding; nucleic acid binding.
AUGACAGAACCAGACGUAGCCCCUAAGGGGAAGGUCUUUUCCCUUCGAAUGGAAGAUGUCAACGAGAAUCCAGAGGAACUUGUUGCUAUGAGAGGUGAAGGAAGAUAUUUUGGUGUCACAGACACUCAUGAAACUAUCUGCGCCAAUUGUCAUAGAAAAGGCCAUAAACGCCAGCAAUGUAAAGUGGUAGUGUGCCACAGUUGUGGUGCUGUUGAUGACCACUAUUAUACACAAUGUCCACAAUCAGUUGUCUGCUCUAUCUGUGGAACGAAGGGCCACUUCCGGAACAACUGCCCUGACAAAGGCAAGAUGCGAAAUUCAUACUGUCGUGUAUGUGAUAGUAGAGCACAUUCGUCUGAUAGAUGUCCAACGAUAUGGAGGUGCUAUAUCACCAUCAAGACAAAAGAUAAGAUUGGAAUGCCUCAGAUAUGGUGCUAUAACUGUGGUUCAAAAGGACAUUUUGGGGAUGAGUGUCUUCAGCAGCGAUCAUCUCGUACCCCAAAUCUAAAUGGUAGUUCAUUUAGCGGUGGAAACCUACCAAAAUCUCUGCGAAGUCAAUAUUAUUCAACAUUAGAUGGUCGUCGAUCCACCAGCUCAUACAACUAUUCUGCAGUGCCUCCUCCGAGGUAUGGUAGCGGGAAAAGAGACUCAGAAGACCCAAGGGGAGACUCCAGGCCUCAAAAACGAAACCACAGAGGACACAACCGAGAUGAUGGGCCACCAAUUAAGAAGGGCCGUCUUCCUCCUCCUAGCCAAAUCACCCGAGAACCACGUCGUUAUCCCUAUAAUUCAGGGAAUCGAAAUUCUAAUAUUAAACGAGGAUUCUUGCCCCCGAGGAGGUGA